GAGAGAAAAAAGGGGAAGAGAGAGAGAGAGAGAGAGAGAGAGAGAGAGUGUGAUGGAAGGACUUACAGAAGACGAGAAAAAGGCGCUGAGAGGAAGCAAAUUCGCGCCUCUUCCAUGUGCACCCAAUCAAAUCCGAUCGCUAUCAAGGCAGGCACACCCUGGAGGGCCGAUGAAGACGAACAAGGCCGCUGCUUUGGCUAAAUUUCUUGAAAGAAAGCUUCAGGAGCCAAAUGGGUUGGCUUCUCUGGAUCCAAAGCUCGUUGAGUUAGCUGUUAAAGAUGCCAAACAAACUGUUCAAUGCAGUGGAACUUCGACAUCAGGAAGAAUUAUUCAUCAUGUCAAUACUUUUGGAGACUAUGAGGUCGAGGAUGGAGAAGAGAAUACAGAGACCUCUGUUUUAAAGAAACAUAAGAAGAAGAAAAAGAAAAAGAAUAAAAAGAACAAACAAAAGAAAUUGGAGGAUGAUAUUUACGAUAAAUCGAAAAGACCGAAUAAGAAGUUGAAACUAUGACGUAUUCGAAUUUUGUCAACCCCACUGAUUUAUCGACCACAUGCAUUUGAGGCUGAAUUCGUAAUUCACCAUGGAAUGUUAGAAUGUAAGAUU
This is a messenger RNA of Erythranthe guttata (spotted monkey flower), 604 nucleotides long. Its product is annotated as E3 ubiquitin-protein ligase. The record is from RefSeq and is a predicted model, not a curated record. NCBI's taxonomy places the organism in Eukaryota, Viridiplantae, Streptophyta, Magnoliopsida, Lamiales, Phrymaceae.